Sceloporus undulatus (fence lizard) is the source of this 2698-nucleotide messenger RNA. It is a transcript of the gene TBATA, whose product is annotated as thymus, brain and testes associated. Bases 591 to 1670 code for a protein of 359 amino acids. Lineage: Eukaryota; Metazoa; Chordata; Lepidosauria; Squamata; Phrynosomatidae. The record is from RefSeq and is a predicted model, not a curated record. The transcript is spliced from 11 exons.
UCCCACAAAGACAAAUCCAUGCUUCUUUUUUAGUCAGAAUGGAGGCUAUUUUGAAAUUCCUCCACAGGGCGAACAGAUGUGUGUCCUAAGCACAAAGGAGGACGAGGCACUACAAAAUGUGUGACGCGGCUCAAGACAAAAAAAUUGAGGACGUUACAACAUAUAAAAGCCAAAAAACACUCCUUGAAUGAUAGAUCUGUGCGUUUUAGUCAAAACGGAGGACAUUCUGGAAUUCCUGCUCAGAGUGACCAAAUGUGUCCUAAGCACAAAGGAAGAUGAUGCACCACAAAAUAAUUUGGCUGUUUUGACAAGAAAACCAGAAGUUGAUUCUGGAAGUUGACUGACGUGGGACAAGGGCUAUAGCUCUGAGAAGGGGAGCAGAUGGAGGGGAGAGCAAAUCCAUGGCUGUUGUCAAGAGAAAGAGUUACCUAGCAACUCUGACACAAUCAGGAACAAAAAAGGCAGGCUUUUCUUGUGUACAGAAGUGAGAUUAUUUUGCAGCCUUUUACCAGACACUAGUGAAGGGAAAAAGCACUCCUGUCUCCCAUGGCUGUAGCAACAGUUUAAAUGACAUAUUUACCAAAGAGGAAAUGGAGAAGUUGAAAAGUCCAGUGCCCAGCCCCUUCAAAGGCAAGGACAUCACAGUUUUAGCUGGGAAAUUUAAGCACAUGGCCUUGAACACCCCCCUUCGGUUCAGUGUUCAGGCCUUGAGGCCUCAUUCAAAGAACACUGCUCGGUUUGGCAGUCUCAGCCAUCACUCUUUCUUCUCUCGGCAUAAUCCCCACCCUCAACGAGUGACUCAUAUCCAAGGCUUGAAUGGUGCUCCUGUUUGCACAGUUAAUGAUGAAUGGACCAUUCUUCCACCUCAUCCAAUGAUAAAAAGUCAGCUUCACACACAUGUUUUGGGGGUUCUUGGAAUCCAGAGGCCCAUUGGAGAUCCACAGCCUCUUCCAAUCCCUAGGCUAUCAGUAGGCUCUUUGUCAGAUGCAUGGCGAGAGGAACUGAGGGAGCUUGCUGCAAGAGUGACAGCUGUCUCCUUUGCUAAGAAGGAGAAGAAGGAGACAGUGAGUAGAAGAGCAAGGGGAAGUGUGCUUGAAGGUCAUGAGGCUGCUUUGCUAUUGAAUACUGAGAAGUCACAGAGAGAGACACAGUAUUCAGAAGAAACGGGACGUCUUAUUCCACCUCCUUCCCGAGCCAUAACUCGCCAUUCAUCCCGCUGCACACAUAAGAACAAUGCCAAGAAUAAGAGUAAAGAUGCUACUAUGAUUUUUCAGGACCAAGAACUGAUAAUUUUGGAAUUGCUGUGUCAGAUCCUGCAGACAGACUCCUUGGCUGCUAUUCAGCAAUGGCUCCUCACUGCAGGUCAGAGAGAUAAGGAUCUUGUCAUGGGAUUCCUGCAGAUUGCCACAGCCAACCUCCAUCUUGAGUCCCAGGAAUUGGCUACAAACAUGGAAGUGAGACUUCCAGCACAUUUAUCCCCAAAUGCCUCAGACUUCACCUCCAGACUACACAGCUUUGGGAGGAAUCACUCAAAUAGAGUGUUUGUGGCAACACAAAAGCAGGAGUGUAUCCCAGAGGAAGAGAAACCAGUGCUUAUCGGCACUGCAGAAAUUCUCCAGCUCCACUCAGACACAAAUGAAAAGCAAAACCAACCAGCUCGAACUAAUUAGAAAACCAUCUUGGUCCUGCCACCAUCAUGAUUGCAAGACACCUUGAGUCCCAAGUUUGGGGAGAAAGGCAAGAUAUAAAUAAAUAUCAUCAUCAUCAUCAUCUGUGGUACAACAGUAACAUGAAGACACCCUCUGAAAUUCUUGAAAAGAUAUGACUCUGCUAUCUGCUCCUAUUCCAUUUUAGCAUUUGAUGCGAACUGUCAAGGAUGCAUCAUACUGUGUAUUAAAUCUAGUAGACACAUCACUGAUGACAAAAUCCCUAUUGUGGGAUGACUCAAAGCUCAGCAAAUAAACUUUGAAGUGAUUCGAUAGUGGAUAGUGAUUAAAUAUGCAGUCUUUUAGGUAGGUAUGUGGGCUUUAUUGCAUAUCAAAGUAUGCCUGUUACCUUUCCAGUGUUUUGGGGGGAUCUAUAUGAGGAAAUAUAUUUGACCCUCAACUGUCUUAGGGGUUGGGGUGUGCCCCCUGCAAAGUGAAAAAAACAUGAAUAUUAGCUUGCUUUUUUUUAAAAAAAACAGGCAUCUGUAGUUCCUACAGUGCUAUUCUGUGGUCAGCUUCCACCAGACGUUGACUUGUGCUGGAGGACCUACAAAUGCCUUGAGAGAAUAUUCGUUUUAGUGACAAGGGCAAAUACAGUAAUAUGUGACUAAUGAAAUCUAUGAAUGUUUAACCUGCAAAUGUGUAGGGAUGACUGUAUGUGAACUUGAAUGUAUUCCAAGAGUGUGUAUCGCAAGGCAUAGGGCCAAGGCUAUGAUCUCUUUCAGUUGAGGGUCCAUGUGCUCUCAGUAGUCUGCAGUUAGGCAAGAGAACUAAAGAAGUCACUCUGCUGCAGAGGGUUGGAAGAGGAGUGUGGUGUAGAAUAAAGAAUGUUGGAGUAGGACAGAGGAGCCCAAAACUCAAAUCCUUACUCAAGUCCAAUGCACACUGCGGAAAUAAUCCAGUAUGAGACCACUUUAAUUGCCCUGGCUCAGUGCUAGGGAUUCUUGGGAAUUGUUGGCGCGUUACAGACCGCCCUCAAGCGGCCGUUCUCC